GUCCAGUGGUCAGUGAGGGCAAGGACAAGUGUGGAGGCAUGAGCUCUUUGUGUGCUGUUUCUCUGUGAUCGUCGUUCUCUUGUGCAAAGAUGCUGAUUCACAGCAGCCCGCAUGCGGCAUGGCUGCAAAACAUAGCAGAAUUAUAGGAGGUCAAGAUGCACCCCCAGGAAGUUGGCCCUGGCAGGCAGCUUUAUCCAUUUUUGGCAGUUUUUCCUGUGGAGGGUCCCUCAUCACCGACCAGUGGGUGUUGACGGCCGCUCACUGCAUUUCAUUACUUGAACUCUCCUUCACAAAGGUCCAUCUGGGUCGCCACAGCCAGUCAGGUUUAAACCCAAAUGAGGUGACACAGACACUUGAAAACAUUGUUUGCCAUCCCAAGUACAACCCUUUAACAAUUGAGAACGACAUAUGCCUCCUGAAGCUGUCGGCUCCAGUGAAUUUCACAGACUACAUUCAACCCAUCUGUUUAGCCUCUGAAAACAGCACUUUCUACAGUGGGACCAGCAGCUGGGUCACUGGUUUUGGUAGUACGGCAAGUGAUGGUUCACUUUCCAACAUCCUGCAGGAGGUGAAUGUACCAAUAGUGGGAAGCAACGAGUGCAAAUGCUACUAUCAAGACUUCAGUGAGAUCACAGAGAACAUGAUCUGUGCUGGGUUAAAAGCUGGAGGGAAGGAUUCAUGUCAGGGAGACUCCGGGGGACCACUUAUGACAAAGAAAGAAUCAGUCUGGGUCCAAAGUGGAGUUGUGAGCUUUGGUUAUGGCUGUGCUGAGCCUAUGAGACCUGGGAUCUACACUCGUGUGUCCCAGUACCAGAAAUGGAUCAGCGACACCAUCACCGGCAAAUCACCAGGCUUUGUUACCUUCACCUCGCCAGGCACUGAUAGUGAUUUAGACUUCACUUGUCCGAUAGAUGACAGUGUGUUUGACAGUGGUGAAAACCUGAUCCACUUCACUCACUUCACCUCUCUCUGUGUUCUUGUUGUGUUGCUCCAAGUGUUUGUUGGAAGUGAUGGAAUUUAACUCAUCACAUUUACUCAAGUUCAGCAUUGAAGCUUGAAAUAAUUUUUCUUUAUGAAACUUUAUAACCUAGAGGUGAAGGCUACACUUUUUAUUCCAAUAGAUUUAUGGGGGAGCUUCAGUUUCAACUUACCCAAUUUAGGAUUUGAGUAUUUGAGAAUACACAAUCUAAAAUGUUUAUAAAUGAA
This is a messenger RNA of Pundamilia nyererei, 1206 nucleotides long. RefSeq names its product plasma kallikrein-like. The coding region runs from base 119 to 1021 and encodes 300 amino acids. The record is from RefSeq and is a predicted model, not a curated record. NCBI's taxonomy places the organism in Eukaryota, Metazoa, Chordata, Actinopteri, Cichliformes, Cichlidae. Gene Ontology annotation, biological process: proteolysis. Gene Ontology annotation, molecular function: serine-type endopeptidase activity. The transcript has 7 exons.